Molecule: messenger RNA, 2140 nt
Organism: Chrysoperla carnea
Lineage: Eukaryota; Metazoa; Arthropoda; Insecta; Neuroptera; Chrysopidae
Gene: Edem1
Product: ER degradation-enhancing alpha-mannosidase-like protein 2
Exons: 6
Coding region: 47-2104 (685 amino acids)
Biological process (GO): carbohydrate metabolic process; endoplasmic reticulum mannose trimming; mannose trimming involved in glycoprotein ERAD pathway
Cellular component (GO): endoplasmic reticulum; membrane
Molecular function (GO): calcium ion binding; mannosyl-oligosaccharide 1,2-alpha-mannosidase activity
Source: RefSeq, a predicted model, not a curated record
UCUAUUGUCAAAAAUUUUUAGUUGGUAUUGUACGGAAUAACAUGCCAUGGUAUUUUUAAAAGACAAAUAUAAAAUAAUAUGGAUAUUUGUUAUAUUCUUUUAUCCAUUGUAUGGAAUUCGACAUUAUGAUAAAAAAGAUUUGUUGGCGUUGAGAGAAGAAGUACGGGAAAUGUUUCAACAUGCGUAUGACAGUUACUUAAAAUAUGCGUAUCCCUACGAUGAAUUACGUCCAUUAAGUUGUGAUGGGGUAGAUACAUGGGGUAGUUAUUCCUUAACUUUAAUCGAUGCUCUGGAUACGCUGGCUGUGAUGGGUAAUCAUACCGAAUUUCAACGAGUGGUCAAUAUUUUAACUACAAAUGCAAAUUUUGAUGCGAAUAUUAAUGUAUCCGUGUUCGAAACGAAUAUUCGAAUCAUUGGGGGAUUGUUAAGUGCACAUCUAUUAUCUCACAGGGCUGGAGUUGAAUUAGAACCAGGGUGGCCUUGUAACGGACCUUUAUUACGAUUGGCCGAAGAUGUAGCACGGCGUUUAAUUGUAGCAUUCGAUACAAAAACUCAUAUGCCAUAUGGAACGGUGAAUUUACGAUAUGGAGUACCUAUUGGGGAAACAACUGUUACAUGUACCGCUGGUGUGGGUACUUUUAUCUUGGAAUUUGGAACUUUAAGUCGCCUAACUGGUGAUCCUGUAUUUGAAGAGGUUGCAAUGAAUGCCUUAUAUGCAUUACAUAAUCAUCGAUCCAGUAUUGGAUUAUUGGGAAAUCAUAUUGAUAUUGCCACAGGUCGAUGGACAGCACAAGAUGCUGGUAUUGGGGCUGGAGUAGAUUCAUACUAUGAAUAUUUAGUUAAAGGUUCGAUACUAUUUCAAAAACCUGAAUUAAUGGAAAUGUUUAAUGAAGCCCGAAAACCAAUUGAUAAAUAUAUGACACGUGACGAUUGGCAUAUGUGGGUAUCGAUGAGUAAAGGUCAAGUUACAUUACCCGUAUUUCAAUCACUAGAAGCAUAUUGGCCAGGAGUACUUAGUUUAAUAGGAGAUACUAGUAAAGCAAUGAAGUCAAUCCAUAAUUAUCAUCAAGUAUGGAAACAAUAUGGUUUCACACCGGAAUUUUUCAACAUUCCACAAGGUGAGGCUGGUUCACAACGAGAAAGUUACCCAUUGCGGCCAGAAUUAAUUGAAUCCGUUAUGUAUUUAUAUCGUGCUACUGGAAAUCCAUAUUUACUUGAAGUGGGUGUCGAUAUUUUACGAAGUAUACAACACAGUUCUAGAACUCCGUGUGGCUAUGCUACGAUUAAAGAUGUUCGCGAUCAUCGAAAAGAGGAUCGUAUGGAAUCAUUUUUCUUAUCCGAAACAACGAAAUAUUUGUACCUAUUAUUUGAUACAGAAAAUUUUAUACAUAACCGAGGCCAACAUGGCACGAUAAUUAACACGCCCCAUGGUGAAUGUGUUAUUGAUGCUGGGGGUUAUAUCUUUAACACAGAAGCUCAUCCAAUUGAUCCAGCAGCCUUGCAUUGUUGCCAUGAUUUACCAAACGAAAAUUUAGCAAAUAUUAAAUAUUAUCGAGGUAAAUUAAAAAUAUUAGAAGGUGAAUCUUUAGAAAAAUUGAAACAAACUACUGAUACAACGUCAUCAAAUUCGACAAAAAUUGAUGAUGAAUCUUCAGAAGACAAAAUGGAAGAUGAAGAAACCAUCACUGAAGAAAUUAUAGCAGAAGAAAAAUCAUUUGAAGGUACCGUGGAAGUAGUUCGCUUAGGAGAGCAUGAAUUAGAAGAUGAUAAACAAAUUUCUAGUCAAAGUACAACAGAUUUAACGACUUCUUCAGAAACACAAAAUGGCAAUGAAAAAGAAUCUGUGGCUAAUAAUACAUUGAGAAAUUUAAAUACAUCACUAAAUGAAGAAACAAAUAAUUUUAUGCAAAUUAUACCCGAAUUUGUACAAAAAUACAUAACACCCGUAUCGAAAAAAUUCGAUGCGAAAAUGUUUUUGGAACGUAUACGUUUUGAGAACAAAUAUCCCAAGAAUAGUUCGUGGGAGAUAAAUUAUUCGUUGUUGAGUUGUAGGGCACAACCUUAUUUACAGCGAAUAUCGUUGUUAGGAGAAUUUUUUGAUUAAUUUAUUUUUACUUUUUUGAUCUCUUUCUAAUAUGAA